AAAAAAAAGCAGAGAGUCCAAAAGCAACCAAAUUCGCAGCCCCACUCAAACCAGAAAAAAAAAGAAUUCAAAGCGAGACAAGAAGAUUUAUAUAAAAACAGGACUAUGGAUUGGUCUAGUCCACUCCAAACUCCUUCAACUGCUUUGUGUGUUUGACAAGGUUUUUCAGUUUUUCCUCUGAGAAAACCAAAAAAUAUAAAAGAGGGAACUUUGGCUUGCUUUGCUUCCAAGCCAUCAACUUUGUCAAAUACUGAAGUAUUUUCUUGUCCAAAGGGAAUUGAAGAUGUUUUUCUAGAGAAUUUUGAAUAAUUUUUUUUGUUUGGAGUGAAACUUGUGCUCCAAGUUGAACCAGCAAUGGAAGAAAAACCAUUCCCUGCGUGGUCAUGGCCUGUGAAGCAGUGUUUGAAAGAGUUUAAUGUGAAAAUAGAUAAGGGUUUGAGCAGUUAUGAGGUUGAGAAGCGGCGUGAGAGGUAUGGUUGGAAUGAGCUCAUCAAAGAGAAGGGGAAGCCCUUGUGGCGACUUGUAUUGGAACAAUUUGAUGACAUGCUUGUAAAGAUACUUCUAGUUGCAGCCUGUAUAUCAUUCAUUCUAGCUUACAUGCAUGGAGGCGAAGCAGGAGAGUCUGGAUUUGAAGCCUAUGUGGAACCAUUUGUGAUUGUCUUGAUUCUAGUCCUCAAUGCCAUUGUUGGAGUUUGGCAAGAGACUAAUGCUGAAAAGGCACUUGAGGCCCUUAAGGAGAUGCAAAGUGAAUCUGGAAAGGUUUUAAGGGAUGGGUACUUUGUGCCGAACUUGCCUGCACGAGAGCUGGUCCCAGGGGAUAUUGUGGAAUUACGAGUUGGAGACAAAGUCCCUGCUGAUAUGAGAAUUGCAGCUUUGAAAACUACGACUUUGAGAGCUGAGCAGAGCUCAUUGACUGGAGAGGCAAUGCCGGUGUUGAAAGGCACUGAACCUAUAUUCGUGGAUGACUGUGAAUUGCAAGCUAAAGAAAAUAUGGUUUUUGCAGGCACAACAAUUGUCAAUGGGAGCUGUAUCUGUAUUGUCGUUAGUACGGGGAUGAACACUGAGAUUGGGAAGAUACAAACGCAAAUACAUGAGGCUUCUCUGGAAGAGACUGACACCCCUUUGAAGAAGAAGCUAGAUGAAUUUGGGAGCAGACUUACUACUGCAAUUGGGCUUGUUUGCCUUAUUGUGUGGGUCAUAAACUACAAAAAUUUCCUCUCUUGGGAUGUUGUGGAUGGAUGGCCUGCAAAUAUUCGUUUUUCUUUUGAGAAAUGCACGUACUAUUUUAAGAUUGCUGUUGCCCUUGCAGUAGCUGCCAUCCCAGAAGGCCUUCCUGCUGUUAUAACAACUUGUUUAGCUCUUGGUACUAGGAAAAUGGCACAAAAGAAUGCAAUUGUGCGGAAGCUUCCAAGUGUAGAAACUUUGGGAUGCACAACAGUUAUUUGUUCAGAUAAAACUGGGACUUUGACGACAAAUCAGAUGUCUGUGACAGAAUUCUUCACUUUGGGAGGGAAAAUUACGGCUUCUCGAAUCUUUCGUGUUGAAGGCACUACUUAUGAUCCCAAGGAUGGGGGUAUAGUUGACUGGACUUGCUACAAUAUGGAUGCCAAUUUGCAAGCCAUGGCAGAAAUAUGUGCUGUUUGUAAUGAUGCUGGGAUCUAUUUUGAUGGCCGUCUCUAUAGAGCUACUGGUUUGCCUACUGAGGCAGCUCUUAAGGUUUUGGUUGAAAAGAUGGGGGUUCCAGAUGCCAAGGCAAGGAGCAAAAUUCGUGAUGCUGAACUUGCUGCAAACUAUUUGAUUGACCGCAACUCAGUCAAAUUAGGAUGUUGUGAGUGGUGGACAAAAAGAUCAAAACAGGUUGCCAUGUUGGAGUUUGAUCGCAUUCGGAAGUCAAUGAGUGUUAUUGUCCGGGAGCCAACUGGGCAAAACCGACUUCUUGUCAAGGGUGCGGUUGAGAGUUUACUGGAGCGCACUUCACACGUCCAACUUGCCGAUGGAUCUGUUGUUCCAAUAGAUGAACCUUGUAAGCAACUAUUGCUCUUGAAACUCGCGGAGAUGAGUUCAAAGGGAUUGCGCUGCUUGGGUUUGGCAUAUAAGGAUGAGUUGGGAGAGUUUUCUGACUACUAUUCUGAGAGUCAUCCUGCCCACAAAAAGUUGCUUGAUCCGGCUUCAUACUCCUCAAUUGAAAGUGACUUGAUUUUUGUUGGAGUUGUUGGUCUAAGAGACCCUCCACGUGAGGAAGUUCAUAAAGCAAUUGAGGAUUGUAGAGGAGCUGGGAUUAAAGUUAUGGUGAUAACUGGGGAUAAUAAGUCCACAGCUGAGGCCAUUUGUCGGGAAAUUAAUCUGUUUUCUAAAAGUGAGGAUCUUAGAGGGAGAAGUUUAACAGGUAAAGAGUUUGUGGCUCUCUCGUCUUCACAACAAAUUGAAAUAUUGUCAAAACCUGGAGGGAAGGUGUUCUCACGUGCUGAGCCUAGGCAUAAGCAAGACAUUGUAAGGAUGCUGAAGGAGAUGGGGGAAAUUGUUGCAAUGACUGGGGAUGGGGUAAAUGAUGCACCUGCACUUAAACUUGCUGACAUUGGGAUCGCCAUGGGAAUUACUGGUACUGAGGUAGCAAAAGAAGCUUCAGAUAUGGUAUUGGCAGAUGAUAAUUUUAGUACCAUUGUUUCAGCUGUUGCAGAGGGUCGCUCAAUUUAUAAUAACAUGAAAGCCUUUAUCAGGUACAUGAUAUCAUCAAAUGUUGGAGAGGUAAUAUCCAUAUUUUUGACUGCUGCCCUGGGGAUACCAGAAUGUAUGAUACCUGUACAGCUCCUGUGGGUGAAUUUGGUUACUGAUGGACCUCCUGCAACUGCUCUUGGUUUUAACCCUGCUGAUGUUGAUAUAAUGCGAAAACCACCCCGCAGAAGUGAUGAUGCAUUAAUAAAUUCUUGGAUUCUUCUCCGUUAUUUGGUGGUAGGUACUUAUGUGGGCAUUGCAACUGUUGGCAUCUUCGUCCUGUGGUACACUCAAGCUUCAUUUAUGGGUAUCAAUCUUGUCAGUGAUGGGCAUACACUAGUUGAAUUUUCUCAGCUUCGCAACUGGGGAGAAUGCUCGUCAUGGUCAAAUUUCACCGCUAGUCCAUUCACGGUUGCUGGGGGUCACAUGAUCUCUUUCACAGAUCCUUGUGACUAUUUUACCGUUGGUAAAGUGAAAGCAAUGACUCUAUCCCUCUCUGUCUUGGUGUCAAUUGAGAUGUUCAAUUCCUUGAAUGCCCUUUCCGAACACAACAGCUUGGUCAAAAUGCCACCUUGGAGGAACCCUUGGCUUUUGGUUGCUAUGUCAGUCUCAUUUGGACUUCACUGCCUCAUACUCUAUGUCCCAUUCCUGGCAGAUGUGUUUGGUAUUGUGCCAUUGAGUCUGAGUGAGUGGAUUUUGGUCAUCUUGGUUUCAGCUCCUGUGAUUCUUAUUGAUGAGUUUCUGAAAUUUGUGGGAAGGAGUCAAAGAUGGAUAGAAAAGGAGAAGAUGGCAUGACAAAAUUUCAGGCUCACAGAUUGGGAGGUCCAUUCUGUGUUUUGUUAAAUAACAAUUCUUUCUUAAAUUUAGGCUUUUAUAUUAAAAAGUAUACACUGGUCACAUGUAUUCAUUAACAUCUGGAAAACGUGUUAGUCCAAGUAUUGUUUCGUUGGUAAUCUCCGGCGUCAACUAUGCUAAAUUUUGUUUCAUUCUUACUAUGAGGUUACAAAACAUUGUGUUUACGGCUCUGGUUUGAUAAAUUCUUCUAUGGGCCCAUUUGGGAUUCA
Messenger RNA from Quercus robur (English oak), 3776 nucleotides. RefSeq names its product calcium-transporting ATPase, endoplasmic reticulum-type. The record is from RefSeq and is a predicted model, not a curated record. Gene Ontology annotation, cellular component: membrane. Gene Ontology annotation, molecular function: P-type calcium transporter activity; ATP binding; ATP hydrolysis activity. Gene Ontology annotation, biological process: calcium ion transmembrane transport; intracellular calcium ion homeostasis. The coding region runs from base 355 to 3507 and encodes 1050 amino acids. The transcript is spliced from 8 exons. Lineage: Eukaryota; Viridiplantae; Streptophyta; Magnoliopsida; Fagales; Fagaceae.